Molecule: messenger RNA, 1521 nt
Organism: Paramecium tetraurelia
Lineage: Eukaryota; Ciliophora; Oligohymenophorea; Peniculida; Parameciidae
Exons: 8
Source: RefSeq, a predicted model, not a curated record
AUGGAUAAAUCUGUUUUAUUGGAAAUGCAACUUAGGGAAGCACUAGAUAGGGAGACGAAUCUAAAAAAACUAAAUGAGUCAUUAAUGAAAGCUAUGGGAGAUAUAUCUAACCAUGACAAAGGAAAAGAAAUACAAUUAUUAAAUUAACUACAUGAGUAAGAAAUUUCCAAAUUGAAGACUUUUCUUAAUGAAAGGAUUACUAUUUUAGAAUAUGAAUAUCGAAACAAAUGCUAAGAAUUCAGUAAAUUAGAAAAAAAUUACAAUCAAUUGAUUCAAGAUUAUGAAGAAUUAGAGAGGAAGGAAAAAAAAUGCUAUUAAUGCACUGACUUUUAACUAUAAAUUACUUAAAUUCUAAAAUAAAAUGAAAUUUAGAAAGAAGGAUUGGCCAGAGAAUUUUCAGAAGCAUUAAGCAAUCAAAAGUCAAUUCUGGAAUAUGAUUCCAAUUGUCUUAAAUUAAAACUUAAAUAAGUUACCUUUGAAUUAGAUUAGGAAAUUAAAGAAAAAGAAAAGUAAUAAAAGCAUAUCCAAGAGUUGAGUUAAUCACAUGAAUAAGCAUAAAGAAGCUUAUUGUAAUAAGUUGCAGAUCUCAACAGAGUACAUAACGAAACUAUCAUACAAAAUAAUUAGUAUCAAAUCUCAAGCUAAGCAAGAGAACAAUUAUAAGCAUAAAAAAUUUGUUAAUUGGAAUAGGAUAAAAUAAUUUUGGAAAAGAACAUCUAAGAAUACAAAGAAUAAAAUGCUAAAUUGGAAAACCAACUUAAAUAGCUUGAUCUACUAUUAAAGGAGAAGGAAAAUAAAUUAAUUGAAUAAAAAACUGAAUUAUCAAAAAAAUUAGUAAAUGAAAAGAAAAUUACAGAACAAUGUUAAGCAGUAGCUUUGAAAUUAAAAAAUGAUUUUUAAAGGAAAUAAUCAAUACUUAUUGAAGAAUCAUUAAAAAAAGAAUAGCAAUUAAAAUCUGUAUAAACUUAAUUGACCAGAUAAAAGAGCAAAAAUAAAUAUUAUGAAAAUGCGCUUAGUUAAGUUAAUUUAUUGGAGGUCAAAAAUUCAACGCCUAAAUAAAUUAAACAUAAAAAAAAUAAUUUCUCGAACGACUUUCAUAAUUCACAUCAACCUGGACACACCAAGAAUGCUCUAAGUUAGGGUCAUGUCAAUAAAAUUAAAUUAUUGCCAUCUUCAAUAUAAAAAAGUGAAGCAGAUUCUAUACAUUUUAAUUUAACUGAUAUGCUAAAUUCUACAAGAAAUCCAGAUCAAUAAAAUCUAUCAUGUAGAUAAUCAAAUGAAGACAUUGGAUCUCACAUAGAAUAAUUUAAUUGUGCAGCCAAAUUUGUAAUUCCACUUUAUUAUUCCUAUUAGGUUUAAACCAAUGAGGACUCAGUAAUUCCAAUUUAGUAAUUGACAGAUAGACAAUUAUCCCCAAGAACAAGAAUUUAAACAGUCAAUCCGAAAGGACCCCCUUAAAGAAUAAGAUAAAUUCAUGCGGAUUUAUAUAAAGAAAACCUUGUUCUAAGACCUAAAGCAUGA